AUGGAUACGCCGUGGACGUACAACACCCCUCCGGGAACGGAGACCUCGGGCGUACAGAUCACGACUGUCGCUUUGGCUUUUACGGCAAUGUCGCUGGUAGUCAUGAGUCUGCGACUGUAUGUGCGUGUCAUUAUGUUGCACGCAGCCGGUUUAGAUGACUGGGUUAUCGUCGUAACGUGGGUUGCAUCUUGCGGUUUUGCAGUAGUCAGCACGAUUCAAACUAAAUGGGGGCUUGGACUCCAGAACAUCGAGGAUAUGCCCAAUGAAAACCUCUACAACUUUGGUUUGCUACAGUAUGCCGGCGCACCCUUCUACAUCACCAGCAUCCUCGGCUUCAAGAUGAGCUUGCUACUCUCUUACCUUCGCUUCAUUCCUCAAGGUCCCUAUAAAAUAGGAACAUUCAUCACCAUGGGUAUGUGUGUUGCGUAUCACUUCACGUUUCUCGUGGUUCAGAUAAACCUCUGCACACCGAUUGCCAAGCAGUGGGACCCGACAAUCACGAAUGGCUCCUGCCUUAAAGGAGUCCCCUUCUACACCGCCAUGGCCUCGUUGACAAUCCUUUUUGACCUUGUAGUCAUGUUCCUCCCCUUUCCAGUACUCGCGAACUCGAAGAUCCAGAAGCGCAAGAAAUUUGUGCUCCUCGGCCUUUUCGGCCUCGGCGCCUUCAUCACCAUCAUCCAAAUCAUCCGUAUCCAGACCGUUCACGCGCUCGCAAACUACCUCGACUCGGCGCCCCUCAUCAUGUGGUCCGCGGUGGAGAACAACCUCGGCAUCAUUGUCUGCUGCGUGCCGACACUCGCACCCCUCGUCAAGUACUUCAACGAGAAGAGCAGGUCGGGAAGCCGAAGCAACCAGAAGUACGGCGAUCCCAGCGGCUACGGCAGGUCUGCAAAGGGCGGCAACGUGGGAAGCAGGUACGCGCUGCAGAGCUGGCGGCCAGGAAUGAACGGAAUGCAACCCCUGGGCAGUGGCACCGACCGCACUGAAAGCGGCGUGCAUCACUCAAGCGCAAGCAAGGGGUAUGAUGAGGAAAACGCGGACUACCAUGGCUCGCCGGUUAUCAUGAAGAAGACGGAGUUCGUGGUCACAAGCGAUGCAAUGGUACCAGGGCAUGCUUUGUAA
Messenger RNA from Colletotrichum graminicola M1.001, 1122 nucleotides. RefSeq lists its product as uncharacterized. Lineage: Eukaryota; Fungi; Ascomycota; Sordariomycetes; Glomerellales; Glomerellaceae. Bases 1 to 1122 code for a protein of 373 amino acids. The transcript has 6 exons. The record is from RefSeq and is a predicted model, not a curated record.